This is a messenger RNA of Spodoptera frugiperda (fall armyworm), 2105 nucleotides long. RefSeq names its product protein slowmo (gene slmo). Gene Ontology annotation, cellular component: mitochondrial intermembrane space. Gene Ontology annotation, biological process: phospholipid transport. The record is from RefSeq and is a predicted model, not a curated record. Bases 166 to 852 code for a protein of 228 amino acids. Lineage: Eukaryota; Metazoa; Arthropoda; Insecta; Lepidoptera; Noctuidae. The transcript has 4 exons. Gene Ontology annotation, molecular function: phosphatidic acid transfer activity.
AAAUUGGUCACUUCAAACCUCGACACAGAGGAUAAAGGUCGUCUGUGUGUAAAUGUGACUACCUAAUAUGUAACGGAAGUUCAAGGAAAUACCAGGCCACUAAUGAGAUAAUUUUGAUAUUAUCUCUAAAUUAUUGAUUAAUUUCGUAGACAAUUCGACACUAAAAUGAAGAUUUGGACAUCAGAACACACUUUCAACCAUCCGUGGGAGACGGUUGCUCAAGCAGCAUGGAGAAAAUACCCCAAUCCUAUGAACCCAGCAGUUAUCGGAACCGAUGUAAUCGAAAGGAAGGUUGUGGAUGGGGUUUUAGUCACACACAGACUCGUCAGUUCCAAAUGGUUUUUCCCGAGAUGGGCACAAGCACUCAUUGGAACUGCGAAAAUUUGCUACGCUAGCGAAAAAUCUGAAGUGAACCCAAAUGAACGACAGAUGACCUUAAAAACAACAAACCUCACAUUCUGCCGAUACAUUGCCGUCGAUGAGACUGUACGGUACACACCACAUCCAUCUGAUACUUCGAAAACCUUGCUAACACAGGAGGCUGUAGUCACAGUACAAGGUGUACCACUUAGUAGCUACAUGGAAGAUCUCUUAACCAACAAAAUUUCUUUGAACGCUGGUAAAGGUCGCCAAGCUAUCGAGUGGGUCAUCGGUAAAAUAGACUCAGAAAUAAAGGAACUGGCAAGCACAGCAUGUAAAAGCACAGAUGAAUUAUUAUCACACACAAAGAAAUCUCUGGAUGAUAUUACUUCAACCGCAAGGAGAUCAAUGGAUGAUAUAUCAUCAAAGGCCAAGAGGUCACUCGAUGAUAUAGAAAAAUUCACUAAGGCCAAUGCCAAUCAAAGGAGCUGAAAAGAGGAGUGAUCGUAUUGUUGUGUCACACAACUAAUGACCUGCACUAAAUGUCUAAUUAUAACUAGUUAAUUUAUCUACUGUUAUAAUACUGUAAUUUAUUUAUUUUGUAAUGGCAAGAAUGUGCUUAAUAGCAUGCUUACGUGAAUUCAGAUAAAGGCAUAGUUAUCAAGUUGGUUUUUGCAUGGUAUAUCAACUGAUUGUGUUAUCAGCUGUAUUGAUGAUUGAUGACAUAUCAGUAAAAUAGUGUAUGUGCAAAACUCUCUUCAAAUAUGUAACAUAGUACCUGCAUUGAAUUUUUAUUAUAAUAGUUAAUCUUGUUUUUGGAAAUAAUAUAAAUUACCUCAUAUGACAAAUUUAUUGUCUCAAAGAGUAAAUGUGGUGUUGUGUAGUUACUUAUGUGUUGAACAAAAGUAAUUGUAGAUAAAAUGAUUUUAAUAAGUAUUGUAGAUUUACAAAUGUGUAUAAAUGUAGCUUAAUACUAAUUGGAUGUUUAAUGAUAGUAAAAUUUCUUUCACAUUUUAUAUUAAUUAACAUAUUUAAUAUAUAUUGUAUUCUUAAAUUUAAUGACAACACUUUGUGAUAAAAGGUAAUUUAUGCAACAGAACAAGUUGGCAAGGAUAUUUUACUUUCAAUUCCAAGUCAAUGCCAAGAAAUUGCUAAAUGCAGACAAGACUGAUACACUUCCUAAGAGUGAUGGAUUUUAAAGAAAUAAUCUAUGCUUGACGCAGAUAAUAAUAUAUGAAUCCAAAUCUGUCUCCAAGAUGGUGUGCAAUCAUGAUGAAUGUAAUAUAUUAUUCGCAUCCACUCAUAUAGACAGGUGCAGUCAGGUCAAUCAAUAGUAUGAUCAUUCUUAAACAUUGUAUAUUUGCAAAACUCAGCAAUGUGCUACCAUUCCCUGUUGGUUGUCCUUGAGUUAUGGCAAAUGCAUUCCAAGUAAAUGUCGUUUUGUGUUAGAGUUGAUACCAGCCCACACUGGUGACCAAAAGGAGAAUUGUUGUGUUUUAAAUAAGAUUCUUCCUGUCCACAUUUUUAUAUGACUUUUCACUUUUGAGUGGCACGGAAGUGGCAGUUUUUACCAAAGGAUUAAUUAUAUUUGAAUGCAAAAUAUUUUCAAAUUAUUUAUCUAAAAGUUAUAUUGUGACCUCAUACUAGGUGUGAUCUCAUGUACACUUGGUUAUUGAUCUAAAACUAUUUUCAGCAUCAGUGUAUUUUAAAUUUCAUAUAAUUUGCAAUAAAUUUUUGAUGAAGUA